AUGCACAUGAGGUGUUGUGCCCAUAUCCUAAAUCUCAUUGUGGGGGAGGGUUUAAAAGAGAUAGAUGCAUCUGUUGCUAAGGUGCGUGAAGCUGUGAGGUAUGUGAAGUCCUCACCCAAUAGAAGUCAAACUUUUAAGAGUUUUAUGGAGAGGUUAGGUAUGGAGUCCAAGAGUCUUCUCAGUCUAGAUGUACCUACUAGGUGGAACUCGACCUAUAUCAUGUUAGAAACUGCUGAAAAUUUUGAGAAAGUGUUUCUCCGAAUGGAUUUUGAAGAUGAUGGUUCUUCGUCGUACUUUAGGACCAAGGAAGAUAGUGGUGGUUUGGGGUCUCCAUGUAUGAUUGAUUUCCAAAAUUGUAGGGUGUUUGUGACUUUCUUAAGGCUGUUUUAUAAUGCAACAAAGAAAUUUUCUGGUUCAUUGUAUGUAACUUCAAAUGCCUUCUAUGAUGAGAUCUUUGUUAUUCAGGAGAGUAUUUCCAAUUUAGUUAAAUCCCAAAACACUCUCUUGAAAAGCAUAGCCACAAACAUGCAAACUAAGUUUGAGAAGUAUUGGGGGGAAGGGGAGAAAAUUAAUCCUCUUUUGUAUGUGGCUGUGGUCUUUGAUCCACGAAAAAAAUUGAGGUUUUUGAAGUUUUCAUUUUCUGAAAUUUAUGGGAAUGUAGUUGCAGAAGUGAUGGUUGAUAAGGUGAAAGACCUUUUGUUUAAGUUAUAUAAUUUUUACACUUGUAUUCAUUCACCAAAUGUGCAAGAUCAAAGUGGGAGUGAGAGGACAGAAUUGGAAACUGAUGCUAGUGAUCCAUAUGUUAUGGUUCACUCGCGAUAUGAGCGUUUUUUGCAAGUUGAGCAAUCUGUAGGUUGUAGUAAUGAGCUUGAGAGGUAUUUGGCUGAAAACUGUGAUGGUAGAAAGGAUGCAAAUUUUGAGAUAUUGGAGUGGUGGAGGGACAAUUGUAAUAGCAUUUAG
Messenger RNA from Quercus lobata, 960 nucleotides. Its product is annotated as zinc finger BED domain-containing protein RICESLEEPER 1-like. The transcript has 2 exons. The coding region runs from base 1 to 960 and encodes 319 amino acids. NCBI's taxonomy places the organism in Eukaryota, Viridiplantae, Streptophyta, Magnoliopsida, Fagales, Fagaceae. The record is from RefSeq and is a predicted model, not a curated record. Gene Ontology annotation, molecular function: DNA binding.